CUGCCUCCGAGCGCGUGUGUGUGUGUAUGUUGGAGGGAGAAAAGAGAUAAAGAGAGAGAGAGUAAGGGAGGGAGAGGCAAGCAGCGUUUCUUCUCCCCCCUUUAGCCUCCCCAUCUCCCUGCUCCCUGUCACUCCAUCCUUCCUCCCCUCUCCUGGACCACCCUCCAGCCCUGCUUCGAGCCGGACCGAGACCCCCCCAACCACCCAGACCACCCCGGGACCCUUUGACUCUCCUCACUUCUCCGUCCCACCAGCCGUAACCUCUGAACAGGAAUUCCUCUCCUGUCCUCUCCUCGAGCUCCUGUCUGUCAACAACUCAGCUGCACAAUAUCCGCUGAAUCCACUUCCACAAUUCAUUUGAUCUUAAUAAGUUCUGCUGGGCUGGCACAGCAAAGUGCAUCGGUCAGGCAUCUAGUCUCCCUAUUCUGCUGGAAGGCUGUCAGCCACAGGUCACAUGACCUGGAAGAAAAAACCUGGGAGACUUCUGGGAUCUCUCUUUGCAUGGGCUGAUUAUCAACCUGAAGGGAAGUCCAAAGGCUGAUGAACUGAUCUGUGUCUGUGAGAGACCACAUUGCUCUGGUGUCCUGUAUGCCCUGGGAACACAACACCCAGCGCAAAUCUGGUGACCGGCUGGCUGGAACACCCUACCCCUUCUCCUUCUGAGGACAUCCCAUUCCACGACAGUGCUUUGGUCUCACUUCUCCCCAGCAUGGAGCCCACCAAAGUGCAGUCAGAGGGUGGCCUCAAUGUCACCCUCACCAUCCGCCUCCUCAUGCAUGGAAAAGAGGUUGGAAGUAUAAUUGGAAAGAAAGGUGAAACAGUAAAAAAGAUGCGAGAAGAGAGCGGAGCACGGAUCAAUAUUUCUGAAGGCAACUGUCCAGAGAGGAUUGUUACCAUCACUGGACCAACAGACACCAUCUUCAAGGCUUUCGCUAUGAUUGCCUACAAAUUUGAGGAGGACAUAAUCAAUUCCAUGAGCAACAGCCCAGCAACCAGCAAGCCCCCUGUCACCUUAAGGCUCGUAGUGCCAGCCAGCCAGUGUGGCUCCCUCAUAGGUAAAGGAGGCUCCAAAAUAAAAGAAAUGAGAGAGUCCACAGGAGCCCAGGUUCAAGUAGCAGGGGACAUGCUGCCCAACUCCACAGAACGUGCAGUGACAAUCUCCGGAACCCCAGAAGCCAUCAUCCAGUGUGUCAAACAGAUCUGUGUGGUCAUGCUGGAGUCUCCACCAAAAGGUGCCACCAUCCCUUAUCGCCCAAAGCCCGCCUCCACACCGGUCAUUUUUUCUGGUGGCCAGGCCUACACAAUUCAGGGACAGUAUGCCAUACCACACCCAGAUCAGUUGACCAAGCUCCACCAGUUGGCUAUGCAGCAAACCCCCUUUACCCCUCUUGGACAGACCACCCCUGCUUUCCCUGGUCUGGAUGCCAGUCCACCAGCCAGCACCCAUGAACUCACCAUUCCAAAUGAUCUAAUAGGCUGCAUCAUUGGACGCCAAGGAACCAAAAUAAAUGAGAUUCGACAGAUGUCUGGAGCGCAGAUCAAAAUUGCGAACGCCAUGGAGGGCUCUUCAGAGCGCCAGAUCACUAUCACAGGGACUCCUGCUAACAUCAGCCUGGCCCAGUAUCUCAUCAAUGCCAGGUUCAGGGACGUGGCUGCCAUGUGGAAUGACCCCUCAUCCAUGACUACAUCCUGAAGUCACCCCCAAUCUGCUUCUGUUUGCAGAAGCUAACAUCAACACCACCGCUUCACAAUUAACCUCUAUGUGUUGUCCCAUGGAACUUUCCCAUAGACUCCCAUGGUUUUGCUUAACAUAUAAGCUUUAGCCCCCAGGAGACCUAUAGUAAAAGUCAGACUAACAUCACUGGUAUUUGUUUUUAAUGGAUGUAGCCAUUAUAUUGUUAAGAAUAGUUUGGCAUUUUGGGAUAUUCAGAUAUUAUUGUUAUUUUGCUUAGAGUUAGAUAGGAAGAUUGAUACCACUAUUAACUGUCAGUUAAUAUGGAGACUGUUAGCUCAGCUUAGCAAAGGCAAACAGCUAGUCUGAGUCUGUUCAAAGGUGACAAAAUCUGCAUUCCAGAUAUUCCAGAAUAUCUAAUGUCCUGUCUACAUAAUAUCUUAGAGAUUUUCCUAAACCUCCUGGCCACUCAAGUUUUGAGAUUUUCAAAAACGCCUCCACAAGCAAAAGCACAACUUUAAAUCUUGUGUUUACCACAGAUGUUCAUAUACGUUUCUAAGUGAUUUAACAUGAAAAGAGCCUAAAAACAACCCUGAAUGACUUAUGGAUGAAAGAAAUCUUCGUCAACUAAGAGCAAAUCAAUUAAUGACGGGGCAGCCCUAAAAUAAAUACAGGUGCAUCUCAAUAAAUAAGAAUAUCAUAGAAUUGUCAGUAACGUUAUUUAUGUUAGUAAUUCAAUUCAAAAAGUGGAAAUAACACAUUGUCUAGCUCCAUUACACACAGUAUGAAACAUUUCAUGUUUUAAUUUAUUCCAUUUUUUUCAAAUUAUAAUGAUCAUGGCUUGCAUUUAAUGAAGACUUAAAAUUCAGCGUCCCAAACAUUUUGAAUAUUUUAAAAGACCAAUUUUAAACAGUAUGUUUAAUAUGGAAAUGUUGUCCACUGAAAAUUAUGCCCAUCUAUAUGCACUCAAUACUUGGUUGGGGCUAUUUGACUUCAACUACUGGAAAUUGACUUUUCCAUCAUAUUCUAAUGUAUUGAGAUGCACCUGUAAGUAUCAAAUAUUACCAAAUAUCUUAUAAAUAAACAGAUAUUUGGUUAAUAUUGUUUAUUUUGGGUGCUGCACGGUGGUGUAGUGGUUAGCACAGCAUGAGGGUCGCCAGUUUGACUCCGGGCUGCGACUCUUCUGUGUGGAGUUUUCAUGUUCUCCCCGUGUCAGCGUGCCUUCUUACCAGGUACUCAGGCUUCCUCCCACAGUCCAAAAACAUGCACUUAGGUUUAAUUGGUGACUCUAAAUUGCCCUUAAUUGUGAAUGAGAGCGUGAUUGUCUGUCUCUGUGUGUCAGCCCUGUGAUAGUCUGGAGACCUGUCCAGGGUCUACCCCGUCUCUUGCUCAAUGUCAGCUGGGAUUGGCUCCUGCGACCCGAGUGCGGAUAAGCGAAUAAGGACAAUGAAUGAAUGAAAGUUUAUUCUGGAAGAGAAGCUCACUACAUGUUUAGAAUCUUCUCUAAACUUCUCUGGUAUCUAGUGUACAAUUGACAUUGCCUUUAUCAUCACCUACUGGCCCAGCAAGUGUUUGGAGUUGUUUUCGUGUUUUAGUGUUGACGGAGGUGUUUUCUGAAAGUUGAAAAUUGUGUGAACAGAUUUAUUUGUAAACAAAAUAUCCAUAUACAUGUAGGCAGGGCCUAAAGCUAAUUCAUCAUCGUGAUGGUUUCCUGGCAACUGCUUUUACCAAAGACACAUACCCCCCCUUAUAAACCUUCAUUUUUCAUUUUUACACUUCAGUUCUCCUUUGCGUUUAGAUUAGUCACUUUUAAAGAUGCCAGUAGGCAAAAAAUGCUACCUUAAGACAGAGCUAGAGUGUUUAAGAAAAGUGAUAUUGAUCUUCUGGUCCUACUGCAAAAAAUAGGAUAUAAGCAUAUUUCCCAAAAAGUCAAACUAUUCCUUUAAAGGCAUACAAUGCAGGGAUUCCAUCUUACUCUUUGUCUCUUCUCGGUUUUGCUCGAGUGAAAGCAAACCCUCAGAUUCACUCUGGUUUUGGAAGGAGCUUUGUCCCCUUAUUAUAUUUGUGAUUUUUUUUGGCACUGUGUCUGCCACUUUUUUUGGCUUUGUAAUGCCCAGGAACAUAUUGAACACAACAAAAUGAAAGUAAAAGAAAAACAGCAAAAGGGCAGGCUCUCUGCAGAUACUGCCACACACUUAUAUUGGAUUCUAUUAGUCAUGAGGGAUUCAUUAUGUCUGUAUAUUGUUAUUUAUUUAUUGUUUUUUUAAGGAAAAUCCUGCAUAGUAUACCUUUAAGUAUUUAUAUAGCAUGCCUCAUUCCAAGAGUUAUAUUGUUCUUUUUGUCAUCACUAUAUUAGAUAACCUAUUAUUAUAAUUACAUUUGCCUAUUAAGUCCUAUUGUGUCACUGUCUGGAAAGAGCAAAAUUAAUAAAAAAAUGUAAAAUGAACAAAAAAGCAAAGAAAAAAAUAAGGCAAACACGUGACUGCCACUUGAGCAAUGCUGUUAGAAAGAAGAGUGAUGUGAUGCCUCUGUCAGGGAACACUACAGCAGUUUCUACACAUUUCAUGACGCUGCAUUCUUUUCUGUCCACUGCAUGGCUUCAUGAGGGGGUCAGUAGUGCAUGGUUAUCUUACCAUAUUUUUACAGGUUAAGAUGUUUUCUGUGAAAGGGUGUGAUGAAAAUAUGGUAUUAAGCCAGCAAAAAAACUGGUGUACAAAGCCAGCCAUUGCAGCAUAACUUUCACUUCCAAGCGAAAGUUCUUCUUUUCACAGCUGUUUUUAUUUUCUCUGUCUGCCUCCCCUCCCCCCGCUCCCCCGCCUUCCCUCAACUGUUCUAGGCUGACGUCUGAAGUCACUGGAAUGGGCACACUCUAAUUUCUACCCAUCUUCCCUCAGUGCAUCACAUGACCUUUGAGCAAAUGGCAUUGCACCUAGUAUAUUUAUUUCUCUGUACUUGACUGUCCUGAUAUUUAAGUGACUUUAACUUUUUAUGUUUUUUUUAGUAUUUACUGUAAACAUGUGUAUCUGCACUGUCACUAGGAUUCCUCACACCUAUCCGAAACCCUGUUGUUUCUGUUUGUGAAAGGUCGCUUUACUUUUUUGACACUCUAGUACCUUUCAUGGCAUCUCACGCACUGCACCGCUUUGUUUUACCUCAUGUUUUAACACGUCACUGUGCUUUUUCUUUCUCGCACUGCAGGCACCUGAAAGUAAAUGCAAAGUAGAGAUUGGUAGAGCAAUUUAAAAACAAGUUUGUCCCUUCUUUACCUACCCCACAUUCUAAUAUAUUGUCAUUUUUAUGCCAUAUUUAAAGCAACUACAAGGGAUUUUGGGUUGAUUUUGGCGACCCCUGUGGACAAAAGCGGUAUCGUUUUCAUUAGGCCUUUUGUCGUAAAGAUCUUGAUCUGGCUGUCGUGCAAAUUUGUUUCAGAAGCAAGUGAAAGAAAAGACGCUACUUAUUUUUGAAAUAUUUUUUCUCCUUUAAACGCUGCUGUUUGUGGGAUGCAUAGUGAUGAGGUAGUGUGUCUAUCUGUGGCUGUGUAAGAUUAUUAACUGUCGUACAACAAAGGUGAAACAAAGUCAACUUUGUUUUAGCCACCACAAAAAAAGCAUUUCUUGAUUAAAAAAAACAUGUCUCACAAUGUGUUUCAUAAAUCAAAAAGACAUGUUACAUACCUGCCUAGGAGGAAGACGGACAAUUCAGGAUCAGUUUUGAGUCCUUUAAAAUCCAGCAAAUCUCUCCAUCUGUUGAAUGAGCAACCAAGGCUGACUUGUGUUUUCACCCGUGCUCAGUCACUGUCCCUUUUGGCUUUCUUUUGUUCUUCAGUAAAAUAUUUUCCAUUUCUCUUUGCUGAUCCUGCCACAGUAUCAGCCAUAACCACAAAAUAUAACAUCAGAAAUAAAAUAUUCUAAAGAAAAGUCCUCUCCUGCUUCCUUUUCACUGGCUAUGGUAAUACUCACUGCUAAACUGAGUAAAAUGUAAACAUAGAAAUGUAAAAUAUCAUGUUGCGGGGAAUUGGACUCAAUGACAGGCAUUAAAGGGGACAUAUUAUGUUCAAUUUAAAGUUCAUACUUGUAGUUUGGGUUUCUACUAGAACAUAUCUGCAUGCCUCACUGUAAAAAAACAACAUUAUUUUCCUCAAACUGUCUGUCUGAAUAUACCUGCAAUCACCCUUUGUCUAAAACAUGCCGUUUUAGUGCCUGUCUCUUUAAGCCUUGCAUGUGACAUAGGAAGUGGAGCCAAAUAUGACUGGCUUGUUGAACCACAUCAUCUUGACAAAAAAAACUGACACUUGUUUCACAGUUUUGAGUUUUUCAUGAUAUGUCCCCUUUAAGAUUAACUAUGUUAAAAUAGCCAGUCUUUUUGCUGAUGCUCUCAUUUGCUGAUAGUCAUGAAAAAAAAUUAUUAAACCGUUGUUUUCUUCAAUUUCUUGUUCAUUUUAAUGGCUGGUACAACUUAAGGUACAAAAAAAGCUGAUAUGUAGCCUUUUUUAAAUAAUAACCAAAUUCAUUAUCAAGAAAACCAUGGAAAAUGUCUAGAUAUCAGCUCUUAAAUGAAACUCUUAUGAGCUAUUUUUGUUGUUAUCAUUAUAUUUGUCCAAACAAAUGUACCUUUAGUUGUACCAGGCAUUAAAAUUAACAAGAAAUUGAAGAAAACAAGGGUGGUCUAAUAUUUUUUUCCAUGACUGUAUACUGUAAGUCAUAUAGAGGCAUCAGACUAUUUCAUUUCCCUAUUCAAAACUCAUUGUAAUUGCUUUAAACAACAACAGUACCUGCAUCAAUGCAUCACCAAACACAAAUGUUCAAUAAACAACACUGAAUCGGAUUAUUUAUUCCAGUGUGCCUGUAGACAUUGCCUGCUUGUCAUAGUGCUGUAUGUACACUAUAGAUUGAUCUGCAUGACGCACAAAGCCUACGGCAUUUCCAAUUUAUUUAAAAAUCAAACAGAUAGAAAGGAAGACUGAACGGUGAAAGGGAAUGGAGCGAGCCCUGAACAGUCUAUUUAUGAUCUGAAUGUGUCACUUUGACUCCAAUUUAAAAUGACCUCAUUGGUACAGGCCAAUAAACAUCCGCUGUAGUGCACUAAUAUCCGUCUUUCCGAGUUCCAUGCGAGACCAAAUGACUGCAGUGAAGAAUGAUGUCCAAACGCAUGCUACGAAUAAACAACACCUUUAUUCACCGAGUUCAUAGUUCAGCAACAUAAUAUAACGUAAUCAUUUUAUUCAUGCUGCCAUCUCAUAACAACUAUGUAUAAGAGGCAUGGGCCGUAUAGAAAGGUCUGAGAAUUGUCCAGUGUGUAUUUACACUCACAUGUAGCUCAUUUAAGGUUUCAGUGUAUGCCAAACAGCUGUUUGGUAGGCAACAAACCAUUCCAGAAAAUAUAGUGCGUUUCUAGUCUAACAUGUAUGAGACAUCGGUCACAAAUAUGUUACAUAUGUAUCUACCUGUCAUUGGUUAUGAAGGUUACGUCAGUCAAUCAAGCUACAUAAGAACACGGCUUAUAUAAACAUUUAUGUAUGACCCUGUUGCACUAUUCAGGAUCUCCUUGGUAACAUCACGUUGUAUAUUUGUUUCAGCUCGUCUUACUAACAGACCACAGCCUGUGUUCCUGUCAAACUAAAGCUGAAUGUAUUUCAAAAUGUGUUAACUGAUGUCAAUUACACGUCAUACUCGAUUAAAACACCAUUAAGGGUGUCUUUUUUUAAUCAGGCGCACAAACUAUUACAUGAGAAUAUGAUGCAGAAUGAUCAAAAAGUUUAUAGAGUUUGACAGGUAAUCUGGACAUUAUGUUUUACAGAUGUUUUAUUUAACAUUGUUAUCUAAUCUAAUUGUGAUCUAUUAUUGUAGAUAAAGCAAGAGUUUCUCUAUGUUCAGCAAACAUAAUGAAUUGAUGGUCUUAUAUGUAUCUACAGCUCUCUUUUCAAAGUGAAGGCUAUAAGAAUAUAGAUCUGUAGCCAUGACUUCACAGUCAUGACAGUCCGACAAGUUAUAUGAUGUUUAUCUGGGUUCAACAUAUUCUCAUGAACAGGUUCGUAAGAUUUUGUACGAAACCUUUUGCAACAAGAUUCAUAUGACAUCCAAGGAAAUUAUGGUCAGUUUUUAAACACGUCACAGAUAAGCUUUUAAUGAUCUGUCAGUGGUUUUAAACACAGUUACAUAGGGAUAUGGAACUACUUAAGUUUAGGCAAGAAAACCAAUUAUUUAAGGUUAGGAAAGGGGAACAGAGUUAGAUGUAAAAUAACUGCUUGUGUGCAAAACUACUGGAUGUAUGUGAGGAAGAACACAAGUAAAUAUAUCUAAAACGGGACACAAACACAGGUCUUCUGGGUCAAAGUCCUACACAUUUCAUGGGAUUGUACAAAAUGUGGCGCUUUACUUUUUGUAGGAAAAUAACUACGGACUGUUUAUAAGAAAGGCCUGCUGUGUUUUACUGGUUGCAGGUGUACUAUUCUAUAAUCCACAUCUAUCUUAAACACAUUUUGUUGUCACAGAUCAGAGAGGGACCUACAUGCAGAGUCACAGGCUGAGGUAGGAGAAAGGCAAAAACAGGGUUUACUGAACAAAACAGUAUAUAUACAGAACAGUCUGUUCCAAAAAAGGAAAACACAGAUCCAGGCAAAGGUACAGAGACAUCAGGCAAGAUCCACAACAGGUGAAGGUCAAAAAUCCUAAAACAGAUGAGUACUAAACAGGCACACUGUAAAACCCAAUGUUGCUUGUUUGUUAUUAUAACUGUUUUUUCCUUUUCAGUACAACAAAGAUUUGUGCAAAAAGUAAUUUUAACCUAAAAUAUUGAGUCCAAUGUCUUUGUUGUUGUGACAUAAAAUUCUUCGCAGCAUUGACACUCAAAUAUUUAAGUUGAAACAACAAGCUGGGUUUUACAGUGCAGGAGCACAAAUUAAGAUCUGGCAAAUGACACGUGACAAACUAAAAGGCUUAAGUACUGAGGAAAUAAUGAGCAGAAUGAGCUUCAGGUGUGUGUCACAAUGAGCAGGGGGGCGGGGAGUUAAGAGGAGCAGGAAGUUUCCACAGAGUCCAUGACAUUUGAUACAUUACUCCAAUUAUUUCAUUACAAGCCUAAAGUAAUGGACAUAGUAUAAAGAGCGCAAAAGUCCACUCUGGAUGUGCCGGAGUGAAGUUGGAUACAUCAGACCAGUGUUUGUGUCCCGUGUGAAAGUAAGAGUCAUUGUUGUGACUUGAAGUCAUCCUGCAUCGUCAAGUGGUUUCCUGUAAA
Molecule: messenger RNA, 8905 nt
Organism: Centropristis striata (black sea bass)
Lineage: Eukaryota; Metazoa; Chordata; Actinopteri; Perciformes; Serranidae
Product: poly(rC)-binding protein 3
Exons: 17
Coding region: 710-1693 (327 amino acids)
Biological process (GO): regulation of gene expression; regulation of RNA metabolic process
Cellular component (GO): nucleus; cytoplasm
Molecular function (GO): mRNA binding
Source: RefSeq, a predicted model, not a curated record